Messenger RNA from Gopherus flavomarginatus (Mexican gopher tortoise), 4066 nucleotides. RefSeq names its product F-box and leucine rich repeat protein 13 (gene FBXL13). The coding region runs from base 125 to 2554 and encodes 809 amino acids. NCBI's taxonomy places the organism in Eukaryota, Metazoa, Chordata, Testudines, Testudinidae. The record is from RefSeq and is a predicted model, not a curated record. Gene Ontology annotation, molecular function: protein binding. Gene Ontology annotation, cellular component: SCF ubiquitin ligase complex. The transcript is spliced from 22 exons. Gene Ontology annotation, biological process: SCF-dependent proteasomal ubiquitin-dependent protein catabolic process.
UGAGGCGCCCAAGGAGGGCGCGCGGUGAGCGGCUGGACCUGUGGCAGCGGGUUGCUAGGCGACCGGGAACGCGGCUGCCUCAGCCGCAGGAGGCCGCGAGGUCCCGGAGGGGCCCGGCUCGACCAUGUCUUCCCUGCGCGGCGCGGACCCCGCGCUCAGGGCCUACUUCAAGCGCCACAGGCUCCUCGAUGUCUACGAGACUCUACUAUGUGGUGUAUUUAUUAUGUGUCCAGAGGAUCCACUUAAGUUUUUAGAAGAAAAGAUCAGAGAAAUAAUGGAGAAGGGACUAGAUGGUAUUUUAUGGGAUACAUGUAUUGAUUCAUCCUUAAGGCCAAAAUUAAAGAGGAUUUCAGAAACUUAUUUGCACAUCCUUUUUGGACUAAAUGAUGAACAGCUGAUGACCGAUGAGUUAUGUGGCAAAGCAUGGAACUUUUACAGCAAAAACUUAAAGAAAGUGUACUUUCAAGAAUGGAUGCAAUAUUGUCUGUUGCAAAGAAACAGUAGAGCACUUGUAAAGCGGAAGAUGGCUGUUGCAGCAGCCCAUUAUGACACCAGAAUAACCAGAGUAAUAGUACAGAAGUGGAGAGCUUGGGUACAGUUUCGCAAGGAACUAAUAGCAUUGGCAGCAAUGAGGAUACAAAAGGUCUUUAAUGACAGUUUGCACAAAAUUAUCCUAAAGGCGUGGCAUGCAGAGGCUCAGAGUUCCGCAAAAACAAAAGCAUAUUUUGAGCGUUUGGUAAAGGGAGACCAGGAAGAAUAUUUUGAUAAACAGGAUGAUGUACAAUAUUCUUCUACCUCAGAAACAGUCAAAGAUGAAAUAUCAAAUAUACCAGAAAGAGCAGUAUUACAGAUCUUCCAUUAUAUCAACUUAAUUGAUCUGGCAAGAUGUGCUCAAGUUAGCCGAACCUGGAUGUUGCUAACACAGGCUAGUUCAAUAUGGACUGAUAUUGAUUUUUCUUCAGUAAAGCACAAGAUGCAGGACAAAACACUAAUAAAUAUUCUGAAGAAGUGGCGUCCUUAUGUGGUACGUUUGAAUCUUCGUGGUUGUUCUUCUCUUCACUGGCCAAGCUUUAAAAGUAUUAGUGAAUGUAAAAAUUUGCAAGAUUUGAAUGUCUCUGAAUGCCAGGGAUUAAAUGAUGAAUCAAUGAGACUUAUAUCAGAAGGUUGUCCAGCUCUUCUCUAUUUAAAUCUGUCAUACACAGAUAUUACUAAUGGGACACUAAGACUGUUAUCAAGGAGCUUCUCCAAUUUACAAUAUUUGAGUUUAGCUUACUGCAGAAAAUUCACAGACAAAGGUUUACAGUACCUGGGAUCUGGGAAAGGAUGUCACAAGCUCAUCUAUUUAGACCUUUCAGGUUGCAUUCAGAUCUCUGUUGAUGGCUUCAGAUAUAUUGCUAACAGCUGCAGUGAGAUUAAGCACUUGGUAAUCAAUGAUAUGCCAACUCUUACAGACAAAUGUAUUCAAGCUUUAGUUGAGAAAUGCCAACAGAUUAUGUCUGUUGUUUUUCUGGACUCUCCACAUCUUUCUGAUGUAGCUUUUAAAGCCCUUGCUGAAUGUAAACUUGUCAAGGUCAGAAUUGAAGGAAAUAAUCGGAUUACUGAUUUAAGUUUCAAGUUGAUGAGCAAAUCUUGCCCACAAAUCAAGCACAUUUAUAUGGCUGAUUGCCAGAAGAUUACAGAUGUCAGUCUUAAGACAAUUUCUCCAUUGAAGUAUAUUCUUGUAUUGAAUUUAGCAGACUGUGUAAGAAUCAGUGAUGCAGGUUUGCGAUCAUUUUUAGAAGGAUCUUCAGGGACAAAGCUAAGAGAACUGAACUUGACUAACUGCAUCCAUGUCACUGAUGCCUCCCUCAUGAAAAUAGCCCAAAGGUGCCAUAAUCUGACCUACCUGAAUAUGCGUUACUGUGAAAGCGUGACUGAUGCUGGGAUUGAAGCACUGGGAAACAUGACCUCAUUGAUAUCUAUUGAUAUUUCUGGAACCACUGUCUCAGAUAUGAGCUUGGCAGCUCUGGGCCAUACUAGAAGAAUGAAGGAACUUUCUGUAUCUGAAUGUAGGAAGAUCACUGAUAUGGGAAUUCAGAAGUUCUGCCAGGGUGCAAAAGAUCUAGAAUACUGUGAUGUCUCUUACUGCUUUCAACUGACAAAUGAAACUGUCAAAGCUUUGGCAUUUAACUGCCACCAACUUACAUCCCUCAACAUAGCUGGUUGCCACAAGAUGACAGAUUUGUGUGUUCAGUAUUUGUCAGGAGUCUGCCAUUAUCUCCACUUCUUGGAUAUCUCAGGCUGUAUACAUCUUACUGACAAAACACUAAAGUACCUUUGGAAAGGUUGUACGCAACUCCGGAUUCUUAAGAUGCUGUACUGCAGAAAUAUUACCAAACAAGCUGUUUUGAAAUAUUCAGCCAAGCUAGAGAAGCAGGAAUAUAAUGAUGCCGACCCUCCUGCAUGGCUUGGGUAUGAUAGCGGCGGCGGUGUACUCCCCCUCAACAAGAAACCCAAAACAGGACCUGAAAAAGCUAAAGCCUUGUACCAGAAUGAAAACAAAGAAGCUGCAUAACAUCAUCUGUGCUUCAAGUUUUCUUCAGCAGAGAGUGAAAAAAUGAAACAGCAAGUUCCUGUUUCUAAAAUAGUCAUUUAAUAAAGCGGAUUUUCUAGUUGAAUUGUGAAGCGUUUAUUCCAAAUCUUCUUAGCAGCAGUACUGCUGCCCGCAUUCACAAUUACUGUGCAAAGAAAUGAAAUUGCUAGCUUAAUUUUUUAGUGAGCUUUCAGAUGCUGACUCAAUCUAGUGAAAUUUCAGAUGUGUUCAUCUUCCAGGCAUGAGCAGCAUUUAUACAGCUUGCAAAGCAGUAUUUAUACUUUUACGAUAUGUAACUAAUAAAAAGCUAUGUGUGUGGUGUUCUUAUUUAUCGAGAGGGUCUGACUAGGGCUUGCCCCCAUGAGGGGACAAGAACCCUGAGCUCUCACAAAAAUCUGGAAAUUCUGCACCCCACAGAAUUAGUUCAUAUCAAGGACAAAUAUCGAUAUGACCACCCCUGCCCCCCCACUACAUAUGCAAAUAUCAUAUUUGUGCCUUCAAAUGGUCACUUGCACAUACAUUGCAGUAAUUGCACAUUCAGGCCUCUCAUUCUAAAAGUGUGGUUCUCCACGUUACUUAAGGCCAGAUUGUUAAAACUUGGGGCUUUUGAAAAUCCUACUAGGCACCUUGGUGCCUAACUGCCACUGAUGGGAGUUAGGUGCACAGGCAUUUUUGAAAAUCCUUCUGGACACCUAGCUGGAUCUUUAGGAGUCUAAAUAACUUUAAACAUGAAGCGUUAGAUUUUUUUAACUUCGGUGAUAUGAAAUUACUGAGUUGAGAGAGCCAGCACAAUGGAAGAUAGAGGGACCAAAGAGACUUUGAAAAAUUAGCAGCAAAAUCUAUGGAGCCGAUUCUGUAAAACGUAUCCAUACACUUUUGCUGCUGCAUGGCGUUCCAUUUAAGUGAGUGCAAAUCCAUGUAGUAGUAUAGGUCUGUGUCCCCUUUGACUAAAACAGUUAACAGAAGCCUUGGGUUUGAAAAUUUCUUCAGGAAAUUAAAACCCAUCACAUGCUUUCAUUAAUUUUUUACGUCUGCCAUUUCAAACUAUCAGUGUUGCUCCACCUCAAGACUCCUUGUCCCCAGACAGAAAAAAAAACUACAUAGAUUAAGGGGAAAGCAAUGACUGAUGUGGUUUCAAUUAAGUGCUAUGAAGGGUAAUAAUAGUGCCCUCUAUUUUCUCCCUGUUGUGCACUAACAAUGGCACUUACAAUGUGAAACAGUAGAACAGGAUGGCUUUACAAUGUAGCCUGGUGAUUUAAUGUGCAAGUGCACACACAGAGACAGAGCCUAUGGUAAAUUAUGAACAGCAGUGGAGCUGUGAACGCUCCUUUUCCUUUCUCUGCCAGCUGCACUCAAGAAGAGGUUUGAUGGCCUCAGAUUAAAUUUCAGUUUUGAGAACCAAACUUGUGUACCUCUUGUACAACUACCACUGUACUGCAGUCAGACAGAGGCUUUUAAAAGUUUCAUUUUCUUUAUUAUUAUGCAUUUGUAUUG